This is a messenger RNA of Rhododendron vialii, 1711 nucleotides long. RefSeq lists its product as uncharacterized. The transcript is spliced from 7 exons. Bases 52 to 1395 code for a protein of 447 amino acids. NCBI's taxonomy places the organism in Eukaryota, Viridiplantae, Streptophyta, Magnoliopsida, Ericales, Ericaceae. The record is from RefSeq and is a predicted model, not a curated record.
AAUUUCUCCAAUAAAUACACUCGCUUCAAUCACGCCCUCUCUCUCUCUUCAAUGGAAGACGACCAUGAGAGCGGAUUUAGCGCCCCGUUAUCUAUUGUUUCUCUGACUCCAUUCUCGCCCUCCCCGCGCCGGCUCUCGACCCAUUUUACCAAGCCAAACCGGCCCGUGCGAGCCGCGAGACAGCUCGCAUGGGUGUCCCUCCAGGGCCGGCUCGUGGGCGCCGAAGAAGCCAGCUCGGCUACGACCAUCGGCGGUGGGUUGAGCCCAGGUGAAGCCGUAGCUUGGGAACUGUUCAGCCCCAUGCAUCGGAUUCUAGUGGUUGCUGUUGUAGCCGUUGCGGCCGCCAAUUCGAAGAAGAACCGGCAGAUUUUUCAGCUCAUGAAAUCAGUUGAACUUAGGGAUCAGGUGCUUUUAAGCAUGCAACAGAAGCUUGAUAAUUUGUGCGAGCAAGUGAAUUAUUUUAAGGAUCAACCAGGAACUUGGGAGGACAUGUCUUUCUCCAAUAAUGUUGAUUUCCUGUUUAAUGAACCAAUUGCCUCUGAAAAAGUUAAAACAGUUGCCUGUGGCCACCGGCUUUCUGAUCAGCAUCAGGCAAACGAUCAAAUGGAUAACUCAGUGGUCAGACGUUCGAGUGGUGAUGAUUUGUACAAGUAUAAAAGCCGUCUAUCUAAUGUGGUACAACCAGAUGAGCGUCGCAUGUCUGAUUUGUCGGAUUGGGGUUCUAGUGUCACUUCCUGUGUUGAUGGAAAGCUAAACACACUAGUGAUUGGACAAGAUAUAUACAAUCUCAAGAAGGAAUGUGAAGAAAAGGAUGCCACCAUAAAGGAGCUAUCCACUUAUCUACACUCAUCUGAAGCUGCUGGUUCUAAGAGGAUUGCAGAGUUGGAAGACAUUGUCCGUACGAAGAACAUGAGAAUUACAAGACUGAAGAAGGACAUGUUGGUCCUAGAACAGAAGUUAGUCCACUUGACAAGACUUCGGAGACCCUCUUUCACAAGCUCAAACAUAAGGCUGCUACCAGUGAUGGCAGAAAACCUCCUGUAUGAUAUGGAUAGCACCACCGGGUCUUCAUCUUCUGAUUCAGAAUACCCUCCCAGAAACCGCCCACAAGCUUCUCUUGUCAAAAAUCAAGAUACUUCUGCUUCAAGUAGUGAUGUUGCUUCGAGGAGGAAGGAAAAUUCAGAACAGAAAAGUGGCUGUGGGUCCUUAAUGAAACAAACAGACAGGUGGCAAAAAUCCAGACCUGUAAGUCCUCUGAAAGAAAAAUCAAUGAAUGAGGAUUUAGGACCCAUUUCCAAACCAAUGAAAUUGCUAUCAGCUGGUGGGGAUCUUAAAACUAGGAGGAGAGCUCAAACUGGAUCUAAUGCUGCAGCCUCACAGAAGAGAUGGGUUUAAUAACUGCGGGCACAACAAGUACUUUGUGAAGAUCCAUUUUCAAGCCUUAGGUUUUGUUUCUAUAUGCGACAUGCCGGCAUAUACAACAUGCUGAGGUGUUUCAGUACCAAAGUUGCAUGAACAGAGGGGACCCCUUUGUGUAGCUUUGAAAGUUGUUUAAGGGGAGAUAUAUAUACAGGGUCAGUACAUAUGAAUUAGGCGCGAAGCAUUACUAUUCUGCAAUGUUCUUAUUUGAAAGAAUAUAUAGUAGUAGUAUUUUGAGGACCAGUGGUUCUUUGACUUUCAGGGUUUCUAUAUUUCAAUUUAGGGAGUACUA